GAGAGAGGGAGAGAGAGGGGGAGAAAGAGCGAGAGAGAGGGGUGGGAUUAGGCUCGUGCUGCAGGUUACACGGGAUUACGGCUCGCGGAGUAUUUCCCUGAGUUGCUCGCUCUGCUAUGGAAAUCUCUGCACGGCAUUUCUCUGCCUGAACUGAUUUAACACCUUUGAUUCUGGGGAUAAACAAACUGUAUGGAAACAUGGCCGACAUCCCUCAACUCGUCAAAAUUGGGAUUAAUAUGAAGAUGCUCCCUAACAACACGGCGGUGCACUUCAAAUCCGACGGUGCCCGGUUCGGACAGACCCGGACCAUCAAGCUGCUAACCGGAUCCAAAUACAAGAUCGAAGUGGUCGUUAAACCAGGAGCGGUCCAGGCCACCUCGAUGAGUAUCGGUGCGGUGACCUUCCCUCUGGAGCAACAGUCUAAAGACCCCCAGUCCGUCGUCUAUAGCGGCCAGUACGACACAGAAGGGGUGACACAUACUAAGAGUGGAGAGAGGCAACCAGUUCAGAUAAACAUACAGUUUACACCCUAG
Molecule: messenger RNA, 533 nt
Organism: Notothenia coriiceps (black rockcod)
Lineage: Eukaryota; Metazoa; Chordata; Actinopteri; Perciformes; Nototheniidae
Product: CB1 cannabinoid receptor-interacting protein 1-like
Exons: 3
Coding region: 198-533 (111 amino acids)
Biological process (GO): negative regulation of signaling receptor activity
Cellular component (GO): plasma membrane
Molecular function (GO): type 1 cannabinoid receptor binding
Source: RefSeq, a predicted model, not a curated record